GGGCGCACUCGAAACACUUCGCCCAACACCGCAUCCACCGCGACACAGCCAAGCCAAGCGAGCGAGCAAGCAUGGCCCAGCCGAGCGUCGUGUACGACCUGCUGCUCACCACGCUGCGCGUCCUCGCCUCGCUGGGCGCCGCGUGCUGGCGUUGGGUCCGACCGCCGCGCGCCAAGAGCGUGGCGGGCGAGGUGUGCCUCGUGACGGGCGCCGGCGGGGGCCUCGGGCGCCUCUUCGCCCUGGAGCUGGCGUCGCGCGGCGCCACCCUCGUGCUGUGGGACGUGGACGAGGCGCGCAACGAGGCGACGGCGCGCCGGGUGCGCGCGGCCGGGGCGCGCGCGCACCCCUACACGUGCGACGUGAGCGCGCGGCACAGCGUGUACGCGGCGGCGGAGAGGGUGCGCGCCGAGGUGGGCGACGUGACGGUGCUCGUGAACAACGCCGGCGUGGUGUCGGGCAAGCCCCUUCUCGAGUGCCCCGACGAGCUGCUGGAGAGGACCAUGGCCGUGAAUUGCCACGCGCUCUUCUGGACGACCAAGGCGUUCCUGCCGCACAUGCUGGAGACCAACCACGGACACCUGGUGACCGUCGCCAGUUCCUUGGGUUUGUUCAGCACGGCUGGCAUCGAGGAUUAUUGCGCGAGCAAGUACGGGGCGGUCGGCUUCCACGAGUCGCUGGCGCACGAGAUCCGAGCGAUGGAGAAGGACGGAGUCCACACGACGCUCGUGUGCCCCUACCUCGUCAGCACCGGCAUGUUCCAGGGCUGCCGCAUACGGAAGGAGAUUGAGACGUACAUUCUGCCGCCCUUGAAGCCCGAGUUCUGCGUGAGCCAGGCGAUGAGGGCCAUCCUCACCAACCAGGCGAUGAUCUGCAUCCCACGCCUUAUGUACCUCACCGUCUUCAUGAAGAGCAUUCUGCCGUGGGAGGCGAUCGUCACAUUCUACCGCUUCGUGGGGGCCGACAAGUGCAUGUACCCGUUCUUCGCCGAGCGGAGGCGAGCCCUCAACAACAACCAGAAAGACGCGCCGUGGGACAUGAACUCUCCCGAGCCGGCGUGCAAUGGGCAGAAGGAGAUCUGAGCGUGCGCGUGAAUGUGCGGUUACGUGUGUGCGAUGCUUGCGUGCGUGUGUGUGCGUGCGCGUGGGUCAGUGAGUGCCUGUACAUGUCUACGAGUUUUUUGGUCUUCGAAAGCCAUUAAAAGCGCGUGUCCCUUACCACCUUUCAUUGCGUCAAAGUUGAAAACCAUCAGUGUUAAAAGUAGGGAUGAGGUUUGGGAUUUAACCGUAUGAGAUUUUUUUUAGGACAUGUUUAGAUCAUGACAACGAUAUGAUAAUGUAAGGCGUCUUAGUCCUAUCGAUGGUAGCGUUGCCGCAUGCCACAAACAUGCGAAAGUGACGUCAUGUUGGUUGCACCACUGGCAGUUUUCAGAUCAAUCUGAAAUGGACAAAAUAUUCGGAUCAUGUGAAAGUUAAUUUCAAGGCUGGAUUUUUAGAUAUUUCAGAUUCAAAUAUGACCCUUUUCCACCAUCAGUCAUUGGCAUCUCGACUGUGAUUUUCUUAAAAAUGAAUAAUCAUCUUUGUCAUGAACAUCAAUCAUCAGGUCAUUAUUCGCUCAUUACUGCAAUUACUUCAGUGCAUGGGUGUUACCAGAUUGCCAUCAACAUCAUCAUCAUUAUUUACAUAAUCGUCAAACUAGCAUUGCCACAUCCUUAUCACUAGCAUCUUAUCGUCCUAGACACCAGCAUUGAUACCGCCAUUGUAGGCUACUGACACCAGUACAAUAAGCGAACUGGUCCUGAUCGAGAAACAGAUUGGACUGUCUUCUGCGCUGGCGUUGAUGCAUGGGUUAGGAUUUUUAGUUUGUUGUCCUUCCCUGCACCUCCGAUUAACACGCUUGGCUACAUACGGUGCGAAGAAGCUCAACAUACGUACAUAGUGGUGUCAGCAGUUCAACCCACCCAGCAAGCUGUCAUUUAAAAAAAAAAAACGUACUAUUACCCAGUGACGAUUAUCGCAUCCGUUACAUAGGGGGGCACCACCUCUUGAAGGGUUACACCCAUGUGGACGGUGGCAUGGCCAAGCAGUAGCUCGCUUCUCGCUUGUCGAGGAGCUUUAUUGGAUCGAGCUCAGUGGCCGCCCUGGUUAACAUUGCCCAAAAAAUACUACGCGCCGUCCCGCUUCGUGAUAUAUGUUAAAGGAUCCCGCGGUCGUUAAUUCGAAAAGAAAGAGUAAGCCAAGUGUGCCCGUCUUUAGACCCAUGCCGCCGUCGCCGCCGUGAGAAUUGCCAGGAGGAGAAAAGCGACGACGUGGCUUGGCCGCAUCCUGUAGGCGAGUACGGUGAUCGGUUCACUUGACCCAGGUUGCCACUCGAGGUGCUACAUUCAUCGCUACGUUACAAAAAAACCUAUCGAUUCUUGAAUCAAAUCACUACCCCCCAAAAGGGGGUCGGGACGGGGUGGGGGCAGAGAUUUGUUUGUGGCUGAAUCGAUAGCAACAGACUCUGUGACCUACUUGAACUGAAUAGAAUAUCCGCUGAUGUUGCUGCUGCUGCUAUGUCAAGAUAUCCCUGCUUUGUGUUUCCCUGGCAGACAGCCCGGUGAAACGUGUUACGUUGGGCCAACGUUGGCAUGUGUUUGGGCCAGUAAAAGGGAACGUUGGCCCAACGUUCCGCGUGAACCCAGAGUGUCCUGCAGGGACGUCUUCUGAGCUGCUCGUGAGAAUCGCACAAGAUCACGUGUCCUCGAUCCAACAAGUCCAUGGGCACCGAUGCUGAGAUGCAUUUUGAGACACAUUCAUGCACGUGUUACGUUUUUUUUUUUUUGCACAAGCAAGCACACAGCUAGCUAUACCUUUACUUGCCGUACCUGUACAUGAGCAUUGACCGCGCAGUCGUAUAACAAACGGACGAACGUGGAGACGUGUAAACGGUCGAGUCGUACGACCGUGCAGAUAUUCCGCGGGGACCUCGUGACGCUCGAGGUGCUGAAGACCGGUGACGCGACGUGAGGACGAGUGCGGGGCACGGACAGCACGCCACCAAUGUGGCACGUGGCGAGCCACUCGAGCCACUCGCCACGUGCCACAUUGGUGGGGGUUCGCUCCCCUCCAAGCAGUGGUGGAAGUUUCGCUUUCCCCACGGCUGCCGCGAUGUAACGGUCAGCGCGCUGGAAUUUGCGAUCCAGAGGCCGCGGCCGGUUCGAUUCGACCUCCCGACGCGGCGGUUGAAAACAACGGUGCGGGUUUCGUGAAUUCCUUUGCAACUCUGACCACCGGGUGGUACAAAUAGAGAACGCCACAGCAGGUUGUGUGAUCUGGGAUAAAUGGUGGGUGACUUACACCGCUUUCAAGACAUCUGCCCCCAGGCAUUGAAGAGUUGGCCAAACAGCCUCUCUGAGGAGUUCUCCACGGUUCCGUCGAGUGGAGGCCCUUCCGCCCGGAGGAAAAUUGCAGGGCUGCGCCUUUACCUGUGGCAGGGGUGCGUCAUUGUGUAGGAUAACAACAGGUGACUUGCCACAAAGUGGUAUACAGUGUAUUGACCCCCAGAGGGAUGAAGGGCUCAUUUGAUGUAUGACAAAACGCAACCUUAAAAUGAAUGACAGUAAUUGGGUGCUGCCUAAUCCUUCCUGACACUCCUGCUGUAGGGAUCACACUUAGCCCAGGCCUGCUGGGUUUUAGUUGCUAUCGUUCGCCUAUAGAGAUUAGUUUCGGAUUAAAAAACUAAUUCGGAUGUUGAAUUGUUAAAGGCAACUUUGGACUUUUUCCAGAUCUUCGGAUCAUUUACACGAUGUAACUAUUUUUGCGCGUCUUGGUGCUAACAAGUUACAUCACCCGUGACGCCACUGUUGGGGGGAAAGCUGCAGAGGUGACGUCAUAAAAUGGACGGCACUCUUUGUGACGUCAGGUUUUCGGACCAUCCACAUUUUCGCAUCUCGGCCCGGUUUUCUGAUUUUUUUUGGAUGAAGAAAAAAAUUGUAAAUUCGUCCCAAGUCCGCUGCAGUUUGAUGUCCUCGGAUAUUGAAUCGGUCGCUGUUGACCGUGGCCAGCAGCUCCGAAGCUGUGCUGCAGUAGUACUCCUCUAGGAAAGCUGGUAUCAGCUUCAUAUUCUAGCCCCAUUUUACCAGUAAACAAAACGUGUCACCUCCGUUUCACGCCCUCUGUGAAUCUCUAUGAGUCUUUUACUCCUGGACCACAUCGGUUUCUUCCCUUCUCUAUUCAUAUGUUCACGUCUCUCUCCGUGUCCCUGGAUAUCUUUUUUAUGGGGGGAGGGGGGGCGAGGAGAGGGGGCCUUUUCCCGCAACAGUUUUAUCCAAAUUGUGCGCGCCGCAUCGUGCCGUACGACAAAGUGCCCAUUCCAUACCCGCAGUGUGGUGCAUCACCCCGAGUAGCCCUUGGGCCCUUGGAACAAGCACGGCUUAUCAGCACCACGCAAGGGUGACAUGCUUCAAAGUUGAACCAGGAAUUACGUAUGUAAGCACGGUCACCGUGGUGGCUUUUACGGAAGAAAAAAAGGAAAACGGGUCAUCAAAAAAGGGUACCGUAGUAACUUUUUUUUACAGAAAAUUGUUUUGGUAAUAUAUGAUACAAGGCCGUAAUUAUAAUAUAUAUUGGGGGGGGGGGGGAGACACACCCCCCCCCCCCCAAUAUUAAAAA
Petromyzon marinus (sea lamprey) is the source of this 4649-nucleotide messenger RNA. RefSeq names its product retinol dehydrogenase 10-like. Gene Ontology annotation, cellular component: lipid droplet. NCBI's taxonomy places the organism in Eukaryota, Metazoa, Chordata, Hyperoartia, Petromyzontiformes, Petromyzontidae. The record is from RefSeq and is a predicted model, not a curated record. Gene Ontology annotation, molecular function: oxidoreductase activity, acting on the CH-OH group of donors, NAD or NADP as acceptor.